GGGGCGCGGGGACCCGGCUCGGGCGGCGGUCGCUGGGCGGCCGCGGGGCGCGCGAGGCGCCUCUCCGUGCCCCGGUGCCCGGCUCCGCGCGCUGUCCCCACGAUGAGCGCCCUGGGCAGCCCGGUCCGGGCCUACGACUUCCUGCUCAAGUUCCUGCUGGUGGGCGACAGCGACGUGGGCAAGGGCGAGAUCCUGGCGAGCCUGCAGGACGGCGCGGCCGAGUGCCCGUACGGCCACCCCGCAGGUAUCGACUUCAAGACCACCACCAUCCUGCUGGACGGCCGGCGGGUGAAGCUGCAGCUCUGGGACACGUCGGGGCAGGGAAGGUUCUGUACGAUAUUCCGCUCCUACUCGCGGGGUGCACAGGGUGUGAUCCUGGUCUACGACAUCGCAAACCGCUGGUCUUUCGACGGCAUCGACCGAUGGAUUAAGGAGAUCGACGAGCACGCGCCUGGAGUCCCUAAAAUCCUGGUGGGGAAUCGCCUGCACUUGGCUUUCAAGCGUCAGGUCCCUACAGAGCAGGCCCAAGCCUACGCCGAGCGACUGGGCGUGACCUUCUUCGAGGUUAGCCCGCUGUGCAACUUCAACAUCACCGAGUCCUUCACAGAACUGGCCCGGACAGUGCUGAUGCGGCAUGGGAUGGACCGGCUCUGGAGGCCCAGCAAGGUGCUGAGCCUGCAGGACCUGUGCUGCCGCGCCGUCGUGUCCUGCACACCGGUGCACCUCGUGGACAAGCUGCCCCUCCCCGUCGCCCUGAGGAGCCACCUCAAGUCCUUCUCCAUGGCCAGCGGCCUCAACGCCAGGAUGAUGCACGGCCGCUCCUACUCGCUCACCGCCAGCUCCGCGCACAAAAGGAGCAGCCUGCGGAAAGGGAGGGCCCCGCGGCCGCCCCAGAGCCCCCCCAAAAACUGCACCAGAAACAGCUGCAAAAUUUCCUAAUGGUGGCACUGGAGGCAGACAGGCUGGGGGCCCCUAGGAGGGGCUCCGAGCGGCCACACUCAGAAGGAGGACAUGUCGCGAGUGGAGGAAACACUCCCCCCCCAGCCCACUGCUGCCCCUCGGCCAUGUCACCUGCCCCACCAGAGCUGUG
Messenger RNA from Choloepus didactylus (southern two-toed sloth), 1090 nucleotides. RefSeq names its product RAB40B, member RAS oncogene family (gene RAB40B). The record is from RefSeq and is a predicted model, not a curated record. Gene Ontology annotation, biological process: intracellular signal transduction; protein localization to plasma membrane. NCBI's taxonomy places the organism in Eukaryota, Metazoa, Chordata, Mammalia, Pilosa, Megalonychidae. Gene Ontology annotation, molecular function: GTP binding; GTPase activity. Gene Ontology annotation, cellular component: plasma membrane; endosome; synaptic vesicle.